Dendronephthya gigantea is the source of this 2255-nucleotide messenger RNA. Its product is annotated as putative sodium-coupled neutral amino acid transporter 7. NCBI's taxonomy places the organism in Eukaryota, Metazoa, Cnidaria, Anthozoa, Malacalcyonacea, Nephtheidae. Bases 814 to 2193 code for a protein of 459 amino acids. Gene Ontology annotation, biological process: amino acid transmembrane transport. The record is from RefSeq and is a predicted model, not a curated record. Gene Ontology annotation, molecular function: amino acid transmembrane transporter activity. The transcript is spliced from 8 exons.
UCAACAUACCUUGACCAUGACGUUUACCAUCACGCCACAUGCCAGAAUAGACACAUGGUGUUGUCGAGCAAGUGAAAGUUCCUUGACCAUGUCGCAAUCCAUUUAUCACCUCUCCUUCAUAAACACUGUCAUCUGGCCAUAUGUAGGCACCAUAACCAUGUAAACGAUUGUGAAGGAAAUCACCGUCAUAUAUUGUCCUAUUCUGCCAAAUGUAUUUGCCUUUUCCAUGCAUCAGACCACGUUGAAAAUGGCCCUUGUAAAUGUUCCCACCUUGAAAGUACGCUGUCCCAUAGCCAUGUAAGAAUCCUUGCUCGUCCGUCUCACCGUCGUAUAGUUCAACAAGAACAUUUGUCAAAAGAGGCUCACUUCGCAUGGCAUCGUACGGCAAGUUUUGAACCGGAAAUGCCGGCGUUUCUGGUUCUUGAAUAACAUCAUUCUGUUCCUCGCUUGACUGUGCGUCUCCAACUUCGUCCUGGUCUUCCCCGAUACCUGGCGAAUUUUGGGAAGAAUCGCCUAAAAACUGAGGCAUUUUCUUCACAUAACAUAAAUUUCUGUUUUCUUUCCGGCCAUUUUUCAACUGCAUCAGUUACCAUGACAAUAACGCAACCAAUCAACGUUCGUUUUUUUGUAUAGCAGCCGAACAACCAAUCAAAAAUCGUUUUGACUUACAAAUUUUGACCAAUAGGAUUGUUGCUAUAAAGAUGGUUACACAACACCUAACAUGAAGUAACCAAUUAGACGGAAGUUGAAAGAAAUUUGACAAAAGGAAAGUAUUUAUGGGUUUUUUCUUGAUUUUCCAAUUGUAAACUAUCAAUGUCUGUCCCGAAUGAACGUUCGUCGUUACUGCAACACAAAAAAGGGAAUUUUUAUGACAGGGAGAGUAUUCACAACAGACAUCACUUGAAUGAUCAGCCACCCUCGGGCGAACAUGGUGCAUCUAUUAAUGAGACAGGGAGUGUUGUCAUUCAGAACAAUGAUGAACCUGGUUUGCCAAUACCGCGGGCUGUGUUCGUUGUCACAAAUGCUGCGCUGGGCGCAGGAAUGUUAGCAUUUCCUGAAGCUUAUGCGAAAACUGGAGGUGUACCAGAAGCCCUUGGUGUUCAGGCUGUACUGAUUGCUCUCAUCAUUGGGGCAUUUUUAAUCCUCGGCUUUUGUGGACAAGUGAGGCGUACGGCAAACUACCAAGAUACAGUGUUGGUGUUUUGUGGACCAAUUGCCCAAGUCAUCUGCCAAGUCAUUGUUGUUGUUUAUAUGUUUGGAAGCGAUGUUACGUAUCUUAUUCUGAUUGGUGAUCAAUUGACAAAAGUAAUUGAUCAUUCUGGCUGGUAUUUUGACAGAAGAUUCAUAAUUGCUGUAGUUUCAUGCAUAUGUAUUUUACCAUUAUGUAUUCCAAAGAAAUUAAAGGUGAUCAGUUAUUCAAGUCUUUUUGGUGGUAUUGGUGCCUUCUUUGUUUGUUUAGUCGUGAUGUCUCGAUUCUAUACUGGGAAUUAUACCUAUGGCAGUUCUUCAAAACCCUUUUUUUGGCCCAAUGUGUUUGCUGCAGUUCCAGUGAUUUGUUUUGGCUUCCAGUGUCAUGUAACAUCAGUUGCAGUGUUAGCAGAAUUGCACAAUCCCACGUUGAAACGAUUUGGAAUAGUGACCGCACUGUCCACGUUAAUAUGCACCGUUAUAUACUCCGUAACAGGUUCAUAUGGAUUCUUAACAUUUGGCCACAACGUAAAGAGCGAUAUAUUGCUGAAUUAUGACCCGAAAGACGGCGCCGUAACAGCAGCUAGGGCAGUCAUUGUGAUGGUAGUAUUCAGUACAUAUGCGAUAUGCCAUUUUGUAGGCAGAUCAGCUUUUCUUGGUCUUUGGACAAAACUACGUAGGUUCACAACAGCCGAGGUUGAAGCUUGGCAGAACAAACGGCGUAUCAUUACUUCGCUAAUUUGGUUUUUCUCCAGCCUUGGGUUGUCGAUAAUCGUACCAAACAUAGGAAAAGCGAUUGCUAUCGUAGGAGGCUUUGCCGCCCAUUUCAUUUUUACCUUCCCAGGUUUGUGUUUAAUUCAGAUAGUUCUAUCGAAUAAGGUGACCCUGUCUAGUAGGUUAAAGAAUGCGGGUAUGGUCAUUGGAGUCCUUUACGUUGUCAUUGGAUUUUUUUUAUUUGCACAGACUGUGACUCAAGCUAUAAUGGAUGAUAUUAAUAAUAAAUAAAAUAUUCAAUUAUUGUAUAUAAUCUCAUUGAAUGUGCCUUGUGUAUUUUGUAACAGAAAACA